AUGAAAGCAAAAGGAACUAAGAAACAAAUUGUAGAGAAGAAGAAUGUUUUCUUUACUAAAACUGGGCUUGAUGCAGAUUUUGUAACAACACUCUCUGACCAUAUCUUUAUGUUUUUAUUAAAUAAAGGGGGAGCUACAGUUAUUGAAACUUAUGAUUAUGUUAGAGAGUCAGGGAUAUCGAAUGUAGACAUUAAGAAAGAAGAAAUUUUAUCAUUACUUGAACGAUUAGUUUAUCUUGGGAACGCAGAAGUUUCUGUUGCAAAAAAUAGUAAUAGUAGUUUAUAUGGUUCAAAAGUGUUUAAACCAGUAAAAUUUAUGGUAGGAAGAUGUCCAUUAUCUGAAGUUCCUUGUUAUAAUUGCCCAUAUUCAUCAAUUUGUUCACCAACAAAUGUAUCAUGUAAUCCAAGAAAUUGUAAAGCUUUUGUUGAUUUAUUAAAAGUACCAGACGACCUAUAG
Entamoeba histolytica HM-1:IMSS is the source of this 456-nucleotide messenger RNA. RefSeq lists its product as uncharacterized. NCBI's taxonomy places the organism in Eukaryota, Evosea, Mastigamoebida, Endamoebidae. Gene Ontology annotation, cellular component: RNA polymerase III complex. The record is from RefSeq and is a predicted model, not a curated record. The transcript has a single exon. Gene Ontology annotation, biological process: transcription by RNA polymerase III. Bases 1 to 456 code for a protein of 151 amino acids.